Messenger RNA from Geodia barretti, 717 nucleotides. NCBI's taxonomy places the organism in Eukaryota, Metazoa, Porifera, Demospongiae, Tetractinellida, Geodiidae. The record is from the annotation of a GenBank genome assembly.
AUGGGACGGAAGCAGGACCUCAUUGUCGGAUACGCGAUGCCGCCGACCAUAGCUCAAGACGCAAAGGUGAUCCAAAUCGAUCCCUCAGCUGCUGAGAUCGCCCGAAACCGAGGUGUCGCUGUGGGGAUACACGGUGACGUCGAGGCUGUCGCGCGCCAGAUGGCCGAAGAGGCAUCCAAACAGGAUAUUGUCUCCUACGACGGUGGCGAUUUCUGUCACUUUGGAAGGGCCUAUUCGCCCGCACUCUCACCCAAGACCUGGUGGUAUCUGCCGCCGUUGGGGAUGCUCGGGCAGGCUCUGCCGACCGCGAUAGCGGCCAAGGCCGCCUACCCCGAACGCCGAGUGUUCAUGUUCACCGGAGACGGAGCGUUCGGGUUCAACGCGAUGGAGUACGAUACCGCCGUUCGGCACAACCUGCCCAUCGUAGGCAUCAUGGGGAACGACUCGGCGUGGGGCAUAGACCGGCAGAUCCAGGUUGGAGUGUACGGCAAGGCUGUUGCUACCGAUCUCUUGCCCUCCCGGUACGAUCAGGUCGUGCGGGGUCUGGGAGGACACGGGGAGUUGAUCGAGCAUCCCGACGAGCUCGAUUCGGCGAUUGAGCGGGCAAUCAGGCUUGACAGGCCGGCAUUGCUCAACGUCCGCGUACAAAACGCGAUCAGCCCUCGCGCCCAGGCGGCCAUCAACCGCUGGAAGAGCCACACACCACAGCCGAUUUAG